Saccostrea echinata is the source of this 1197-nucleotide messenger RNA. Its product is annotated as WD repeat-containing protein 44-like. The record is from RefSeq and is a predicted model, not a curated record. Bases 16 to 1194 code for a protein of 392 amino acids. NCBI's taxonomy places the organism in Eukaryota, Metazoa, Mollusca, Bivalvia, Ostreida, Ostreidae. The transcript has a single exon.
GGACGUAAGAAAAGAAUGUUCUUACUGCGCAAACUGAGAUUGUUCUCACACAGCAAAUGUAAGGAACAAAGUCAAUCCAUCUCUGACCUCAGCAGUUUGGAAAGUCUUCAUGAUGUUGGUAUAAAUAACCCGGGUUAUAGUCUCAAACGCUCCAAAUCAGCAGAAGAACUCAAUGAUGACGUCAUAGAAUCUUUGCAGACGGCAAAAAGCCAGUCAUUUCAUUCUACCGCUAGUGACAGCACAGACGGCAGUCUUGAUGAUUAUCUUCAACCGUGUGUUGACAUGCAGAAUGAAUCGAAAUCGAUAAAAAAGAUUGCGAUUGUUAAUCCAACUACGCAUGUUUUCCCAGAGGAAGAAAUCAAGAAAAAAGAACCUGUUGAAGAACGACUUUAUGAAAACAUUGAAACAUGUAAAGUCUCAAAAGCGUCAGAUGAUACUUCUCAAAUUAAAGGAGAAGAAAAUGAAGGACCGAGUAGUAUCUAUCAAAACGUUGAACAUCUUGAAUUUAAAGUUGAAAACGGCAAUCAGGAAUCUGAGUAUCAAAAUGUUGUGUUUCAAACUGAAACUACGUCAGAUGUAACGACGGGGAAUGCAGAAGCUUGUGAAUAUGAAUUCGCACAAAGUCCUGAAACUGCACAUAAAACCGAAAAUUCGGAACAAAAAAUUAAUACUCAGGAUGAAAAAUUUAGUGAGAAAAAGAAAUCAGAUGUGAAGCAACGAUUGGACAAUAGCAUGAUGGAAAAAGGUCCUCAAGCACAAUCGAUCGCGGUAAUUGUUUCAAGUAAUGUUCCGAAAGAUCUCAGUAAAUCUUCCAAGAAACCAGCUAAAAAACCAAAGCCUGCAAGACCACCACCACCAAAGUUCUCUACAAACUUUACUCCAUACAAACACAGAUACACAAGUCCAGAUCUUUCUGUUCAGCAGGAACGAGCCCACAAACCUCCAGAGAAAAGCAUCUCUCUCGACAGCCCUGGUAGGUAUUAUGUGAACGAUCCCAAGUUAUCAAGAGACAACAGAGCGAAGUUACUAUUUAGAAACGCCAAAAGUGCUUCAGAACAAACAGUGCGUAAGUCUGAGAAUAUCGAUGAUUAUUUGGAUAUGUCCAGCAGUCGACCUGGUGAUAUUAAAUUCGAGGACACGGACGAUUACAUGCCAAUGAGUCUAGAGGACAGCUGUCCAUUAAAUGCAAAAUGAUAA